CCCAUUCGGCUCAUAUCCAUCGUCAGAUCUCCAGAACUUCCAUCGCAUCCACCGUCGGAAGGCUCUCGUAUCCGCCUACUCCGCCCUCCUCCUCCUCCUCCUCCUCUGCCGUAGCCAUGUCCAUCAACCUCAAAUCCCACGCGUUCGCCAGCAACCCGCUGAGAUCCAGCCACCCCAAUUCGGACCCUUCUUCCUCCCCCACUUCCGCCCUCGACGCCCUCAAGUCUUUCCUCUCCGGGGGAGACAAUGAGUCGUCAGCCGUUGCAAGAGUUUUGCCUUUUCGAAACGGCCGAGCUUUGGCCCGCUCAUCCGUCUCCACUUCCAAUUCGGGUCCAAAGUGGAUCCUUGGGUGGGUUUCUCCUGCGAAAGUCAGGGGUAUCAGGGCGGAAUCUUUUGUCUACUUGGGUUCGGAUCCUGAGGAGGAAAACGGCAUCGUUUUUUGGGCGGUUGACGUUUCUGACGCAGCAGACCUUGAGCUGGGUCACGGUGGCGAUGGUUAUGGCUUCGUGGAUCUAAGAACCCUGAUGGUUGCUACUGAUUGGACUGAUGCAGAUGCAAUGGGGGAGUUGGCAAUUGCCGGACACGCUGGGGCACUACUAGAGUGGCACAAAACAUCACGUUUUUGCGGGCACUGUGGAACUCCCACAGCCUCCGUUGAUGCUGGAAGGCGAAAGCAAUGCACCAACGGGUCCUGCAAAAAGAAAAUAUACCCACGAGUCGAUCCUGUUGUUAUUAUGCUAGUUAUCGACAAGGAGAAUGAUUGUGCACUUUUGAGCCACAAGUCAAGGUCUUCUCCUCGUAUGUGGAGUUGUCUUGCAGGUUUUAUAGAGCCAGGGGAGAGCUUAGAAGAGGCAGUAAGAAGAGAAACUUUGGAAGAGACUGGUAUUGAAGUUGGUGAUGUUGUUUACCACAGUUCUCAGCCAUGGCCUGUUGGGUCUGGCAAUAUGCCAUGCCAGUUAAUGAUGGGUUUCUUUGCAUAUGCCAAAACAUUCAAUAUUCAUGUGGACAAGGCAGAGCUUGAAGAUGCUCGCUGGCAUAGAAGAGAAGAUGUAAGAAAGGCACUUGCCUACGAUGAAUAUGAAAGAACUCAGAAGACGGCUGCAUUCAAAGUCAACCAAAUCUGCAAGGGUCUUGAAGGAGCUCAGAUCUCCUCGGCAGACUUGAAUACUGGAAGCCGAGAGCUUAUGCAGAUGUUCGUUCCCGGACCCUAUGCAAUCGCCCAUCAUCUAAUUUCUUCAUGGGUUCAUGAUGGUGUAAAUUGCAUCCAUCAGUUCCAACCAAAGCAAUUGAGUUCUCUGUCCAACUUAUGAUUCAGCUUAUUGAUAUUUCCAGGUCAAAACUGGAGUUGAAUACAGGUAGCCAUAUCUGCGAAGACACUGACAUUUACAUCUCUUCAAGAUAAGAAAGAAAUUAGCAUUGUCUUGUA
Molecule: messenger RNA, 1426 nt
Organism: Zingiber officinale
Lineage: Eukaryota; Viridiplantae; Streptophyta; Magnoliopsida; Zingiberales; Zingiberaceae
Product: nudix hydrolase 19, chloroplastic-like
Exons: 6
Coding region: 117-1310 (397 amino acids)
Biological process (GO): NAD+ catabolic process; NADP+ catabolic process
Cellular component (GO): cytosol
Molecular function (GO): metal ion binding; NADH pyrophosphatase activity
Source: RefSeq, a predicted model, not a curated record